Epinephelus lanceolatus (giant grouper) is the source of this 2224-nucleotide messenger RNA. It is a transcript of the gene chrnb4, whose product is annotated as cholinergic receptor, nicotinic, beta 4 (neuronal). Gene Ontology annotation, biological process: monoatomic ion transmembrane transport. Gene Ontology annotation, cellular component: postsynaptic membrane. The record is from RefSeq and is a predicted model, not a curated record. NCBI's taxonomy places the organism in Eukaryota, Metazoa, Chordata, Actinopteri, Perciformes, Serranidae. Gene Ontology annotation, molecular function: acetylcholine-gated monoatomic cation-selective channel activity; transmembrane signaling receptor activity.
CCCACCACGGAGCAACAGAUCGCGCUCUGCGGUCAAUGAUCUCUUCUUCAGGCAUCAGCACAGUGCUGGUUGAGUGUCCAAACCGCGAGCGCGUGGAUUCCGGCAUGUCCGAGAGGAAGAGCUCUGAACCCCGCAGCUUUGACGCUUCAUCAGUGACAGCUCCCGCGGAUCAGAUGGUGCCGAAAAAAUGACUCGGGCUCUCUCCAUCCUUGCUUACUUUUUCUCUGUGAUCCACUGCAGCAGCUGUGCUGACUCAGAGGAGCGUCUCAUGAACUGGUUGCUGGGAAAGGAUCGAUACAAUCCGCUCAUCCGCCCGGCUGUCAACAGGACCGAGAGAGUCCCGGUCAAGCUACAAGUGUCUCUAGCCCAGCUCAUCAGCGUGAAUGAAAGAGAGCAGAUCAUGACCACAAAUGUCUGGCUCACUCAGCACUGGGUGGAUUACAGGUUGUCAUGGGACCCUGCAGAGUAUGAAGGUAUCGACAAGCUGCGCAUUCCCUCCAGACACAUCUGGCUCCCAGAUAUUGUCCUAUACAACAACGCCGAUGGUACCUAUGAGGUAACAGUCUUCACCAAUGCCAUUGUCCUUUUCAAUGGCAGCAUUAACUGGCUUCCUCCAGCCAUCUACAAAAGCGCCUGUAAGAUCGAGGUCAAGCAUUUUCCCUUUGACCAGCAGAACUGUACCCUCAAGUUCCGCUCUUGGACGUAUGACCACACAGAGAUUGAUCUGAUCUUGAAGUCUGAGGUGGCUAGUAUGGAUGAUUUUACUCCCAGUGGGGAGUGGGAUAUCUUGGCGCUGCCAGGCAGACGGACUGUCAACCCUCUGGAUCCUACCUAUGUGGACCUCACAUACGACUUCAUCAUCAAGAGGAAGCCCCUUUUUUACACCAUAAAUCUCAUUAUUCCCUGUGUUUUGAUCACGUCUCUGGCCAUCCUGGUCUUUUACUUACCUUCAGACUGUGGGGAGAAGAUGACUCUCUGCAUCUCCGUCCUAUUGGCUCUCACUGUGUUCUUGCUUUUGAUCUCAAAGAUUGUUCCUCCCACCUCACUGGAUGUGCCCCUGAUAGGCAAGUACCUGAUGUUCACCAUGGUGCUUGUGACCUUCUCCAUCAUCACCAGUGUGUGCGUGCUCAAUGUGCACCACCGCUCUCCCAGCACCCACACCAUGCCUGCCUGGGUCAAGCUGAUAUUUCUUGUCAAACUGCCUGCCUUACUCUUCAUGAAGCGCCCUCAGAAUAACUCUGCACGCCAGAGACUUCGCCAGCAGCGAUGUCUACGGGCGAGGAGAGCUAUUUUGGGCUUGGGUUACCCAGUCGCAUCCAAAGCAGGUAUCACCAUGUCGUCUUCUGCCCUGCUGUCCUCCGACUCUGCUUUCUCCACCCCAGGACACAAAAAUGUGCCUCCUCCGCUGGGCUACACUUAUUCUAACAGGAAGGCAGACUUACGCUCCACUGAUUACCUUCCCAGUGGUUUCACUUCUACCCAGGACCUCCAGCAGAGAAGCAGCUCAGAUUGGGCUGCCGAUGUCCAAGAGGCGGUGAACGGGGUGCGCUUUGUGGCCGAGCACAUGAUGGGAGAUGAUGAUGAUCAGAGUGUCAUAGAGGACUGGAAGUAUGUGGCUAUGGUGGUGGAUCGUAUGUUCCUGUGGAUCUUUGUGAUCGUGUGUGUGGUGGGCACCCUGGGCUUAUUUCUCCAGCCUGUCUUCCAAAGUCACAUUGUUCACAGCCAGCAGCCCAGCUCAGACACUCCUCGCAUAUGAUGAGCAACAAAGAAGACAGGGCGAGUUUUAGUUUUGUUUUUUUGUUGUUGUUUUUUGCAGCAAUCAAGCUGGUAGGAUAAGUAUUCUUAUAAGCAGAUGCAGGCCUGUAGCCUGUAGUAUCUCCUAAUAAUCAAAACUACAUGUUCCACAACCAUCUACAGCACCCAGUUUUUGAGGAAAAGAUACAUCUACAAGGGGCCUAAUAUAGCAUCAUUGCACUGGGGUCAUUCCUCUUCAUGUCUUCAAAGGAAAGCUGCAGAACUGGACAGAAUGUAGCUUUCACUGCACUAAAGUAUACUGAAAUGUUGCAGAAAUAUACCAUAUGUCUGAAAUAUGAAGAACAUCCGUCUGCUGUCAGAUGUUGUUCGACUCCUUAUUUGUGUCUAAGUUAAAUGACCAUGUCAUUGAAAUGUGAUGUGUGAUUAAAGAAUGGAUAAUGUCAGCUCUCAGUUUGAUUAAAUAUAUGAA